This is a messenger RNA of Penaeus indicus, 582 nucleotides long. RefSeq names its product CD109 antigen-like. Bases 14 to 574 code for a protein of 186 amino acids. The record is from RefSeq and is a predicted model, not a curated record. The transcript has 5 exons. Lineage: Eukaryota; Metazoa; Arthropoda; Malacostraca; Decapoda; Penaeidae.
GAUCCGCGUCGUGAUGCUGACGACGGAACUCACACCCUAUGAAGAACCCAUCGACGUUUUAAUAUCGGAUCCCCAGGGCAACAUCGUGAAACGUUGGAUCUCCAGAGCUGCAAAUGUGGGUGUUGUAUCGGUGACGUUCGAGUUGCCAGAGCUGCCGCCAGAGGGAUGGUGGAGCGUGAGGGUCAUAGCCAGAGGACAGAGAGAAGAGAAGAAAUUCCUCGUCCACAAAAUUUAUGAACCGCUUUACGAGGUUUUCGUCGAGAUGCCCUACUACGGCGUGGCAGACGCAGAGGAGAUCGAGGGCACCGUGACUGGCAGCUACCUCAGUGAAAAACCCGUGUCAGGGAAUGCGAGUCUUACUCUCUACGUGAAACAGCCUUGGACGCUUCCCGAUGCUCACUUCAAGAGAGUCUCUUCGCAGUAUUUUGAAUAUGUGCACGUGGAGGAGGACUUCGCCUUCCCGAUGGAGUCUCUGCUGGACCACGUGGAGCAGCUGGAGGGCGCGGAGGUGAAGGUGGAGUGCGAUUUCCACGACGCUUUCACCUGGAUUAAAGCGAAGGGGAGCUCCAGGUAAUGGAAAGG